AUGGCCAGCAUUGCGUCGCAUCAUAUAUACCAACAACCUCAUUAUCACGCGACAACACCUCCUGUGAUGCCUCGCCACUCUCUUUUAAACGCUUCCUCAUAUGGCAAAGUUGCUCCUUCAGCCCACUCUCCCGCUUCGUUAGACAAGCGUUGGGGGUCACACGCCAACUUGGCGAUCGCUUCCAUUGACAAGGGUCGUCAUCAUCCUUGCUCAGACGAAAAGACAGACUCAUUCCCAUCUUCUCAAGUGAGCAGAACGAAGGGGCAGUCUCACAGAACCAGGAGAAACUCAAUGUUCCCGUGGCGCUCACUAAACAGCCAACGUUGCAGCCAAUGUUGGAGUCAUAUUCGUAUAUCUCACUGCAUUAAAGUAUUGAUUACGGGCUUUUCAUGGCGCCCCUCUCGUAUUUAA
Molecule: messenger RNA, 411 nt
Organism: Fusarium verticillioides 7600
Lineage: Eukaryota; Fungi; Ascomycota; Sordariomycetes; Hypocreales; Nectriaceae
Exons: 1
Coding region: 1-411 (136 amino acids)
Source: RefSeq, a predicted model, not a curated record